Rhodofomes roseus is the source of this 2196-nucleotide messenger RNA. RefSeq names its product auxin efflux carrier. Bases 254 to 1792 code for a protein of 512 amino acids. Gene Ontology annotation, biological process: transmembrane transport. Gene Ontology annotation, cellular component: membrane; endoplasmic reticulum. Lineage: Eukaryota; Fungi; Basidiomycota; Agaricomycetes; Polyporales; Fomitopsidaceae. The transcript has 7 exons. The record is from RefSeq and is a predicted model, not a curated record.
GCGGGGGAAGCGCUCGCAUGGGACAGAGGAGUUGCGACACGGUCUUGGUAUGACACUAUGGGGUGCGCCGGGGGUGGCUCUGGUUACUCAAGAAAUCAGCCACCGCGUACCCUACAAAUGACGCAUCGGCAGAACCGCUCUCGUCCUCUCAUUCUCCAUCCGCCCCCGGGCAGCGCCCUCUCAUUCACUAUACGCCCCCGGGCAGCGCCCUCUCCUUCCACUGAUCUGCCCUUGGGCAGUGCCCCGUGUCACCAUGGCCUCAACACCAAUUGCUCCACUUGUCCUGGUUGUCCUUGAAUCUAUCAUUGAAGUCUUCAUCAUCACUUUUGCUGGUUAUAUCCUUGCCGUACAGGGCAUUCUUGACAAGAAGACGCAGAAGCAACUAAACCGCGUCAACGUCUCCAUCUUCACGCCGGCACUGCUCUUUGGCAAAGUUGCCUUUUUCCUUACACCAGCCAAACUCGCCCAGCUAUGGGUCAUACCAGUCUUCUUCGUCAUCAUCACUGUAGUUUCGGCCGUCGUCGCGCUCGCACUCUCAACUCUCUUCAAGCUGAAGAGGUCGCAAAGGAAUUAUUCCAUUGCGGCUGCUAUGUUCAUGAACUCAAACACACUUCCGAUAGCAUUGAUGCAGAGUCUCGUCGUCACCGUCCCCGAUCUGAAGUGGGGAAGCGACGACUCACAAAGCGCCAUGCUGAGUAGAGCACUGACUUAUCUCGUGCUCUACUCUACCCUUGGCAUGAUUGUCCGAUGGAGUUUUGGCGUCAAGCUCUUGGCGUCGGGCGACCCAGACUCAGACAAACACCUUAACCAAUCUCCCACCGAGCCGGUACAGGUCGCGAGCUCCAAUUCGGCCGAAGGGGAGCGGACCCUGCGACACGAGGCCUCCACUCUGACAGAUGUGGACGAUGCAAAGACCCUCACGCAUGUUCGCGUCGAGGAGUCCAAGUCGCUCCCGGGUUCACGACCCAUCUCGCCCGAACUCCAGCCACAAGCAUCAGGAUCAGGCGCGUCAUCACUGUACGCCGAAGAAGGCGUGCUCGAUGAGAACACGUUGCUUCCCCCUUUGGAAAACACAAUCCCGGAGUCGACACCCGUGGAACAGCCGUCCCGUAUGCAGCACACGCUCAACCGGCUCCGCAGGUUCUGGAUCGGUUUCUACGACUUCAUGACCGUGCCCCUGUGGGCUGCGCUCGCGUCGAUUAUCGUCGCCUUAAUCGGGCCGCUGCAAUCUUUCAUCGAGGACCACGUCCCGCCCAUCACAGGCGCGAUCACUCAAAUGGGCAACUGCUCCAUCCCCAUCACGCUAGUCGUCCUCGGUGGAUACUUCUGGAGGCCGGCCGACAAGAGUCAGCUCCCGACCCACCAGCCGCCGAUCCGCAAGGGGAGCAAGGCGUGGUUCUCGACGCUUUCCAGCCAAUUGCGCGAGAAAUUCAGCUUCAGGAGGAACCGGGAGCCGAGGUCUGUGCAGAAGGAGAACUCGGGGGAGACGACAACGGUCAUCGUCGUUAUUCUAGCGAGAAUGGUGAUCACGCCGUUGCUGCUCCUGCCGUUGCUAGUCGUCGCGACGAAGUACAACAUUCAGCGGCUUCUCGAAGACCCUGUGUUCAUCGUGUCGAACGUACUCAUCAUCGCGUCCCCGCCCGCGCUCACGCUCGCGCAGAUCACGCAGGCGGCGUCGGGCGACGCCUUCGAGCGGCUCAUCAGUCGCACGAUUUUCUGGUCGUACGUUGUCUUCACCGCGCCCUCUACUAUUAUCGUCGUCGUCAUCGGCUUGAUCAUCGCGAAGCUCUGAUUUCGCGCCUUUCUGUCCUUGCUCUCCUUCCAUUCGUUACUGUUUUGUUUCCUCCCUCGUAGAUCUCGCAUACUUGAUAGACGGUUGCGACAUAUCCCACUCGACACAUCUGUAGCCUCGUAUGACGACUGCACCCGACUUGAUUUUGGACUCACUUCUGCUUUCUCGUACAUGCGACGCGGUGUGCCGAAUGACCUCAAGAGGCUGCGCCUGACAGGUAUCGGGCGCGUGCGUGGUUAUAUGCGGCGAUAUAGAUCGCGUUGCCGAUUCAUAGACUGUUGGCUGGCUGUAUUUUGUAGGCUCUUUCUUCCCUAUACCUGAUACAUCGUAUCCUCACAUGCUGCCAUACUUCGCGCUCUCGCCUGUCGUAUGAUGUCCGCGAAUAUACACUGUCAUCUUGAUCG